Molecule: messenger RNA, 4972 nt
Organism: Bufo gargarizans (Asiatic toad)
Lineage: Eukaryota; Metazoa; Chordata; Amphibia; Anura; Bufonidae
Gene: GHR
Product: growth hormone receptor
Exons: 14
Coding region: 504-2621 (705 amino acids)
Biological process (GO): cytokine-mediated signaling pathway
Cellular component (GO): external side of plasma membrane; membrane
Molecular function (GO): protein binding; cytokine receptor activity
Source: RefSeq, a predicted model, not a curated record
CCAGGCUCCAGCUUCCCCACCAGUUCAGGUCAGCAACCGGCGCUGACGAGAAGGAGCUGAGCCUGGUAGCCUUCACCCUGCUCCCCGGUGCCCGCAUGGCAGAAGUGACCUGGAUGUGAGCUCUGCCACUGCCUGCCCGAGCCGGAGAGCCUGCAGUGGAGCCCCAGCUGCAGGGAGACGUCCCAUCUGACAGCUGACACCAGGGGGAGAGCGGAGGAGCUUGUUGAUCUGCCCUGCAAAUGGACUGAUUCCCAGUGCAGCCAAUAAGUCUGCUCCAGCAGUCCUGCCGUGUACAUGAGCAUUCACUUGGAGUUGUCUUAAAGCACUCACAUAAAUGACAACGGCAAGAGCCUAUGACACGGCAACCGGCUGCGAUUCUGAACGUGUUCCUCAGAAAUCUUCUCUCCAUGUCCCCUGGAAACAAGAGUAGAGUCCAGACAACUGGAGGACAGUGAUCCUACCUUCAGCAAGACUUUAUCAGACUGCAUGUAGCUCACACAGGCAUGGCUCUUUGGCUGCUCCUGGCAUCACUGGCACUAGUCUGCCCAGGUGGCUUCCUCUUUGCAAGUGAAGUGGAACCAGGUCCCCCGGUGGCUCUGAGCUGGUCUCUUCACAAAAUCAGCACAAAUAGUUCACUGCUGGACGUCCAUGUAACAUGGGAGCCUCCUCCUUUAUCAACCGUAAUGCCUUUCCUGGAAUACGAAGUGCAAAUAAAGGAGGCAACCGAACAGCAGUGGAAGUCGUACGAUUUAGUAACCACCUCCGAUUUACUAGUGUAUGGUCUGAAAGUAGGAAAAGAGUAUGUGGUACGAGUCCGCUGCAGACUGCGGGGCAAUGAGAAGUUUGGGAAAUUCAGCGAGGAGCUUGUGAUCCCAGUAUUUGUAUCAGGUUUUGAAUCGAAGGAUCCUGGCGGAUGGCCCAGUAUCACACUAUGCCGCUCACCACAGCAGGAAACAUUCACAUGUCAUUGGACUUAUGGAAAUUUUCAGAACUUAUCUGGCUCACUAAAACUGCAGUAUAUUAAACCUGGCAUAUAUUGGACCGACUGUCCAGAUAAUGUGUCUGCUGGAAAAAAUAGCUGCUACUUCAGUAAAGAGCACACCUCUGUUUGGGUGAGAUACCUAGUCCGUCUUGUUAGUGAAAAUGUCACCUUUGACGAAUAUUCCUUUACAGUCGAUGAUAUUGUGAGACCAGAUCCACCCAUUGCUCUGAACUGGACGGUUCUCAAUGUCAGUGCCACCCGUUUACGCAUGGACAUUGAAUUAACGUGGGAUCAUCCGGCAUCAGCUGAUGUUAAAAGCGGAUGGAUAUCAUUGGAAUAUGAAAUACAACUCAAAGUGGUCAAUGAAACGCAGUGGAAGGCGUAUGAUGUUGUGACCACCACAUAUUCACCCAUCUACAGCCUGGAAAUAGGAAAGGAGUAUUUGAUCAGGAUUCGAUGCCGGCAAAAAGGGAAUGAAAACUUUGGAGAAUUCAGCGAUGUUUUAUUGAUUACGACUAUAGCAACUAUAGAUCCAGAGUUUCCUUGGCCCCUUUUUCUCAUCAUUGGAUUAUUUGCCUUCCUGCUGGUUCUGGCUUUUAUUUUGUUCUGCAAAAAGAAAAGGCUGAAAAUGCUGAUUCUCCCUCCAGUUCCUGUCCCAAAGAUCAAAGGGAUUGACCCUGUUCUACUACAGAAAGGAAAGUUGGAUGAAGUCAGCUCAAUACUUGCCAGUCAUGACAGCUACAAACAACAGCUCUGCUGCGAUGAUCCUUGGGUUGAAUUUAUUGAGCUUGACCUUGAUGACCAGGAAGAGAAGAACGAGGGCGCUGAUACUGACCGUCUAUUGUCAGAAGAAUACCCCAAGACCCACAGUUGCCUGGGCGUUAAGGAUGAUGACUCUGGCCGGGCCAGCUGUUGUGAGCCAGAUAUUCCUGAAACAGAUCUCUGCAACAGUGAUAUGAGCGAUGAAACCUCGAAUGCUGGACAGUCUCAGAAUACAAAAGAUAACCAAGCAGAUCUCCUGUGCCUUAGUGAAAAAUCAAAUAGUGGAAAUGUGCCUACAAAUUCCCAAAUGCCAAAUACAGAAAAGAUCAGCACAAAACCAGAAGAUGGUAAGGUUUGCCCAUUACUUGGUAAGGAGACGAGCGGCACUGCCACAAGCCAACUGAGGAGCGUCAGUUCGAAGCCAAGCAUGGAUUUUUACGCCCUUGUAAGCGAUAUCACACCAGCUGGAAGACUUCUUCUUUCACCAGGGCAAAGAAUGAAGAUGGAAAACGAAGAAUGCAAUGAACCGACCAUUCAACGUCCAACAAAUCUCAACAUGGACAGUUCUUAUGUAUGUGAUAUCGCAGUGACGGCAUUCUGUGCUGUGAAUUUCCCAAUAGAGGCCGCACAAAGUGUUCAGCAAAAUCCUAAUCUGGAUAGCUACUUCACCCCAGAAAGCCUUACAGCUGCCACCAUGAGCUCUCGUGCCACAGAGAAAGCUUCAAGUUAUGAGACACCUGUGGCUGACUAUACCUCUGUUCACAUAAUAAACUCACCACAAAAUCUUGUGCUAAACACUACUGCUCCACCAGGCAAGGAAUUCCUACAACCAUGUGGCUACAUGUCCACAGAUCAAGUGAACAAUGUGAUGCCAUAAUACAUUUUUAUUUUGGAAGUUCAGAGCAUGGGCUUGUAUGGUUCAACCAAAAAAACAUUGGCUACAAGCUUUUAAUUGUGUUUAUCUUGUAAAGCUUAAGCUAAUAUAUUCAGUGUAAAGAUGCCAAAAUGUUUAUCAAAUUAUUUCCUUUACGUAAUGAAUUGUAGCCUAGGGUAGUCUGUUCAUAGCUACUGCUCAACGGUCACCUUGGGACAACAUCCACAUUGUAUCCAUCAAUCCAACCUAUACGCUGUUUAGUAUUGAAUGUCUGCCUGGUUGUAGUCAUAAUAUCACAUGCUACUUUCACGUUGAAGGAGUGGUUCAACUUAAGAGCACACCUACUAAUCUUUAAAAGGCCCCUUGGUGGAUUGAUUUCGCCGCCUAGGACCUGGUAUAGUCAUCCAUACUGUGAAUAUACCUGGAAAAAGGCCAAAAAGUAUCCUCUGAAAGGUAUGUCUACCAAAUAUGAAGAAGGCGAGAAGUUGGUGUAUAAAAACUUCAGUUGUGCAUGCAGGAACAAGCCUUAAUAGUCACUUCUAACCAAAGUUUAGAUGGUGUCCAAUCAUGUUUUUAGACAGAGGGUGAAUUAAUGCUUGUGAAUUGUUUCCUCAAGCACAGAGGCCCAGAAUGUAUUCAUCUUUGGUCCUACUCAAUAAUCAUAUUGUAGUGUAGCUCUGCAAUGCAGCUUCCAGCUGAAAUAUGCUUAUUGUGUUAUAUUACAUACAAUGUGAAUGGGUUAUUAAUAAGAAUACAUGGGGGCAGACCAGGGUUAAUUUUGAAACACAGAACAUUUGGUUUGAGCUAAUACUUUAUAAUAGCAAGAUUUAACGCAUAAAUUAUAUAACGCUGCAUGCGCUAUAAACCUGUCCGUUCUGCCAACAUUGCCGCUAUUUGUUUGUACAAUGUUACUCAGUGAAUGCAGAUCCCAAAUGUUUUUUACAUAGUAUAUUUUUAAAUCCAAAAGCCUGAAACGUGAAAUCACUGCGUGGUGUAUAUAUACCAACUCUACAGAUUAUAUACAGUAUUUUCCUAGAAUAUAGAAAGAUUUAAUAAGCAAGCACUCAAUAUGCCUCUAAUCUAGCGUGUAACGGUUUUAUGGCCCAUUUUAUUUUCUACUGGGUAGCUUUUUUAGCCUGCUAGAUGUUGGUUAACUGUAGCUGUCAUGAAGAUCAUCUGAAAGAUGUAGUGGUUCAGGAUCAGCCAGAAACCUGAGAACUGUCCAUUAAUGGCGUUAGAUUGAGAACCCUGCGGGAGUUGUACAUAGACACACAAGGGCAGAUUUACUAAUCCAUAGAUGUCUAGACCUGCACAAGAUUUAUCACAGGGGCUCAGGCUGGAUGAUGAAUGUGGUGACUUAUUCUAGAUGAAGACACAUUAGUAAAUCUGGACCACAGUGUAUAAAAAAAAGUCCACCUUUCCAACUAUUUAAUUAUUUCUGCAAUUCUUGCGAAAUAAAUACUAAUGUAAAUAUUCUUGACUAUAAUAACGUAUGUGUCUAACCAGAGAACAGAAUGUUCUAGACCAGGAGUAGCUGAGCAAAAUAUUUAGUGUAACAGCCCUGCCCUUACUACAUUAGGGGUCUAGUGGGCAGUCCUACUGACUAUGCAUACAGAAAUAGCUGCCGAUCACUGAGUAGGACUGCCCACUGGACUCCUAAGCAUAGGGAUAUUAAUGAAUAAAUUACAAGUUUACAAUGAGUAUUGUGUCAUUAGACCAUAUAUCAAUCUACUCAGCUCCUCCUGCUGUAUAAUACGCCACACGCAGUUCAAAGACCAUUCAAGGUGGCAGGUUCCCACCUUAGAGAACAAGCAGAGGACAGGAUGGGGCAGACUGGAAGCUUAAAGUGGCCCUUGUGGUAGGCGGUUUCAAAUUGACAGAAGACGGGGCAACACAAGUAGGCAAAGACAACACAAAUAGACAGGGAAAAUAGAAGUAGGUGGAGCCAGCAAUACCCUAGUGCAGAACAAAAUGCCACCCCCGCAGAACCAAAUAUCACAGUAUAGCACAAAAUACUGCUGCCCCAUUGCAGUAUUCAAGUGUAUCACUGCCCUAAGGACAGCUAUACAGUUCAAUUCAGGAGGGCACCUGCAGCCUGUUAGUACCUGAUGCCUCUAGCAUUAAUUACUACUGAGAGAAUCAGAUGGUUAGAUAUCCAACUGGUGGCCAUAAGGAGAACUUAGGCGGCCUGGGAAAUUUCCCUGUAGAGUCUAUGGCCAGUCUGCCCCUGAGGACAGGUAAAGUAACAAUAACAGUUUUCAAUAAUUACUAGACUAGAAUUUAUUAUUAAGUUCCUUUUCUGUAAUCUGGGCCAACUAUUUUUUCAGUAUCAUUGAAUUACACUACAGUGAAUA